Molecule: messenger RNA, 1668 nt
Organism: Daldinia childiae
Lineage: Eukaryota; Fungi; Ascomycota; Sordariomycetes; Xylariales; Hypoxylaceae
Product: putative MFS-type transporter C16A3.17c
Exons: 2
Coding region: 1-1668 (555 amino acids)
Biological process (GO): transmembrane transport
Molecular function (GO): transmembrane transporter activity
Source: RefSeq, a predicted model, not a curated record
AUGGCUACCGACAGCAGGCUGAGUCCUGCAAAUCCCGAGGCGUAUCCCCUAGCCGACAUUGACAAGGGAAAUGACAGAACUAACACCAAAACCAACACCGACACCAACGAUACCGACGAUCUCAACAUUGUCGACGUUGACUCUGCCAAAAUUAUUCCCGCUUUCAAACCAGGCUGGCGUUUCUGGCUUAUCUAUGUCUCCCUUUGCCUCAUAACAUUUGCGGCAGCCGUCGACAACACCAUCGUCUUUACCGCUCUCCCCGCCAUCACCCGCGCGAUAGGCGGCGGCGGCGAUUACGUCUGGAUCGCGAACGCUCGUCGUUGCUCUGUUCGCCGUGGGGGAAGCGGCAUCGCGGGAGGCGCCAACGGCGUCUCCAUGCUGAUCGCCGGCCGCACUAUCCAAGGGAUCGGCUGCGGUGGCAUAUUCGUCUUGCUCGAUGUUAUAGUCUGCGACCUUGUCCCCCAGCGCGAACGGGGCAAGUACCUUGGUCCGCUCAUGGCGGCUGGAGGUUUAGGUUCCGCACUUGGCCCUUUGAUCGGCGGAGCGUUGACAAAGGCGAGUUGGCGAUGGGUUUUCUACAUCACCCUCCCCUUCUCCGGUUUGUCGCUGGCCACCAUGCUCUUGUUUCUUAAGAUGAACCAUGUUAGAGACAAGUCCUGGAGGAAAAGGCUCGCUCGGAUGGACGUCCCCGGAAAUGCUCUCUUCAUCGCUUCCAUCACCGCCAUCCUACUGGGCUUGCUGUUAGGAGGAACGACAUUUCCGUGGUCUUCCUGGCGCAUCAUUCUGCCCCUCGUCUUGGGGUUUAUCGGUUGGGGUCUAUUUCACGUCUACCAAGCAUCGCCGUGGUGUCAUGAGCCAACAAUUCCACCCAACCUUUUCUCAAAUCGGACAUCGGCUGUCGGAUUUCUUCUAAGUUUUCUGUCGGGAGUCUUAUUGGAAUGGAUCGUGUAUUUCUACCCCUUCUACUUCCAAGCUCUACGGGGGGCAUCACCUCUGCAAUCUGGAGUGAAUACCUUGCCUUUUAAUGCCUUUCUCAUGCCGGCUGGCAUGAUCGGCGGUGUCAUAAUGACCAAGACAGGUGUCUACAGACCCCUCCACGCAGCUGCAUAUAUCAUUCUCGCCAUCGGACUGGGGAUAUCUUCCUUGCUUGAUUCUACCUCGUCAACUGCAAAAUGGGCCAUCUUCCAAAUCGUCCUUGCUCUAGGUCUCGGAUGCACGUUUGUCACCCUUCUUCCAGCCAUUCAAGCUGCACUUCCCGAAUCUGAUGUUGCGACCGCUACGGCAACUUAUUCAUUCUUCCGUAGCUUCGGCUUUAUUUGGGGUGUGACCAUCCCAUCUCUCAUUCUUAAUUCCCGUAUCACUAAAGGUCUAGACACCGUAGAGGAUGCCAACGUUCGCGCUCAACUAGCCAACGGGGGGGCAUAUCAAUUUGCCGCAGAUGGAAACGUGCAAGCUUUGCCGUCCCCGGUCUAUGAAGAAGUAAUUAGCAUCUAUACGGACACUUUUCGCAUUACAUGGCUGGCGGCACUUGCAUUCGCUCUGAUGGGAUUUCUACUCGUUUUCCUUGAAAAGCACGUUGAGCUCAGACAGGAGCUGGAGACGGAGUUUGGAUUAGAGAACACGCAGAAGAGUGACGAUGACAGGCAGGUCGAAGUUGGAUUGAAGUAA